AGUCAGGGGCGGCCGGGCGGCUGCUGCCGGGGUCGGCGGCGAUGGCGCUGGAGACCCUGUCCCCGGACUGGGAGUUCGACCGCCUCGACGACGGCUCACAGAAAAUUCAUGCUGAAGUGCAGUUGAAGAAUUAUGGAAAAUUUCUUGAGGAAUAUACAUCUCAGCUGAAGAGAAUUGAAGAUGCUUUGGAUGACUCUGUUGGAGAUGUUUGGGACUUCAGUCUUGAUCCCAUUGCUUUGAAGCUUUUGCCCUAUGAACAGUCCUCCCUACUGGAGCUCAUAAAGACAGAAAACAAGGUUCUAAACAAAGUUAUAACUGUGUAUGCUGCUCUUUGCUGUGAAAUCAAGAAGUUAAAAUAUGAGGCAGAAACUAAAUUUUAUAAUGGCCUCUUGUUUUAUGGAGAAGGAGCCACAGACUCCAGCAUGGUGGAGGGAGAUUGCCAAAUACAGAUGGGAAGAUUUGUUUCUUUCUUGCAGGAGCUGUCUUGCUUUGUUACCCGAUGUUACGAAGUGGUGGUGAAUGUAGUGCAUCAGCUGGCUGUUCUGUAUACCAGCAACAAGAAUGCACCUAAAAUUAUAGAGACAUCUGGAGUUCAUUUUCAGGCAAUGUAUGAGCAUCUAGGAGAGUUGCUCACAAUCUUGAUCACUCUGGAUGAAAUAAUUGACAAUCAUGCCACACUGAAAGAUCACUGGACCAUGUACAAGAGGCUGCUAAAAUCUGUCCAUCACAACCCUUCUAAGUUUGGGAUUCAAGAAGAUAAACUAAAGCCAUUUGAAAAACUGCUGUUAAAACUGGAAUGCCAGUUACUUGAUGGAAUGAUAUUUCAGGCCUGCAUAGAGCAGCAAUUUGAUUCUUUAAAUGGUGGAGUGUCAGUGUCAAAGAACAGCACGUUUGCUGAAGAAUUUGCUCAUACUCUUCGUACAGCUUUCUCAAAUGUCGAAGCCAAACUUGGUGAACCUUCAGAAAUUGACCAGAGAGAUAAAUAUGUGGGCAUCUGUGGCCUCUUUGUACUGCAUUUUCAGAUUUUUCGGACUGUAGACAAGAAAUUUUAUAAGUCAUUGUUGGAUGUCUGUAAAAAGGUUCCAGCCAUUACGUUAACAGCUAACAUUAUCUGGUUUGCUGACAACUUCCUGAUUCAGAAGAUUCCAGCUGCUGCCAAACUACUGGACAAGAAAAGUAUUCACACAGUUAAAACACAAAGGGAGAACUUCCUACAGCAGAGGGCACAGUCACUUACCAAAGAUAUGCAGUCAUAUUAUGUUUUUGUGAGCUCGUGGAUGACAAAAAUGGAAUCUGUCUUGUCCAAGGAGCAACGCACAGCAAAGUUUUCUGAAGAUCUUGCCAACCGCUGCAAUGUCUUCAUCCAGGGUUUUCUUUAUGCAUACAGUCUUAGCACCACCAUUAAAACUACAAUGAAUCUUUACAUGACAAUGCAAAAACCUAUGACCAAAACCUCAGUAAAAGCCUUGUGCAGACUUGUGGAACUUCUAAAGGCAAUAGAACAUAUGUUUUACCGAAGAAGCAUGGUUGUGGCAGACUCUGUGACACACAUCACUCAGCAUCUGCAGUAUCAGGCUCUUCACUCUAUCUCUGUUGCCAAGAAAAGGGUAAUUUCUGAUAAAAAGUACAGUGAGCAGCGCCUGGAUGUCCUCUCUGCUUUGGUGUUGGCUGAGAACACCCUCAAUGGGCCAAGUACAAGACAGAGGCGACUGAUUGUUUCCCUUGCACUGAGUGUGGGAACACAGAUGAAAACAUUUAAAGAUGAAGAACUUAUUCCCCUUCAGUUAGUUCUGAAAAAACUGGACUUGAUCAGUGAACUUACAGAGAGAAUUCGAGCACAGUGUGACUGUUGUUUCUUAUACUGGCAUCGAGCCGUCUUUCCAAUCUAUUUAGAUGAUGUCUAUGAAAAUGCAGUGGAUUCUGCUAGACUACAUUAUAUGUUUAGUGCACUACGGGACUGUGUACCUGCUAUGAUGCAUGCAAGACACUUGGAAUCUUAUGAGGUGCUUCUGGAAUGCUAUGACAAAGAAAUCAUGGAAGUGCUCAAUGAGCACUUGCUGGACAAAUUGUGUAAAGAGAUCGAAAAGGACCUGCGCUUAUCAGUUCACACACACCUGAAGCUGGAUGACAGAAACCCCUUCAGAGUUGGCAUGAAGGACCUGGCUCACUUCUUCUUUCUGAACCCAAUACGUUUUUUCAAUCGGUUCAUUGACAUAAAAGCUUAUGUAACUCAUUAUUUGGACAAGACCUUCUACAACUUAACAACCGUAGCUCUUCACGACUGGGCCACCUACAGUGAGAUGAGAAACCUGGCAACCCAGCGCUAUGGUUUAAGUAUGACUGAGGCUCACCUUCCCAGCCAGACUCUGGAGCAGGGUCUGGAUGUUUUGGAAAUCAUGAGAAAUAUCCAUGUUUUUGUAUCCCGCUACCUCUACAAUCUGAAUAAUCAGAUCUUCAUUGAAAGAACAAGUAAUAACAAACACUUGAACACCAUCAAUAUCCGACACAUCGCUAAUUCAAUUCGAACUCAUGGAACAGGAAUCAUGAACACAACAGUAAAUUUCACUUACCAGUUCUUGAGGAAGAAGUUUUACAUUUUUAGCCAGUUCAUGUAUGAUGAACAUAUCAAAUCCAGACUUAUCAAAGACAUCAGAUUCUUCAGGGAAGUCAAGGAUCAAAAUGAUCACAAGUAUCCCUUUGAAAGAGCAGAUAAGUUCAACCGUGGCAUCAGAAAACUUGGAAUAACCCCGGAUGGCCAGAGCUAUCUUGACCAGUUCAGACAACUCAUAAGUCAAAUUGGCAACGCUAUGGGUUAUGUACGAAUGAUAAGAUCUGGUGGACUUCACUGCUGCAGUAGUGCCAUUAGGUUCGUUCCUGAUUUGGAAGAUAUUGUUAACUUUGAAGAGCUGGUGAAAGAAGAAGGACUCUCAGAAGAAACACAAAAAGCAGCAAGGCAGCUGGACUCUGUGCUCAGUGACCUGACCCGGAACUUUGCAGAAGGAACAGAAUACUUCAAGAUGCUGGUGGAUGUGUUUGCUCCCGAAUUCCGCAGCCCAAAGAACAUGCAUUUGCGCAAUUUCUACAUCAUUGUUCCCCCCCUGACCCUCAAUUUUGUAGAGCAUUCAAUCAGUUGCAAGGAGAAAUUGAAUAAGAAGAACAAAAGUGGAGCAGCUUUCACAGAUGAUGGGUUUGCCAUGGGUGUGGCUUACAUUCUGAAGCUUUUGGAUCAGUACCAGGAGUUUGAUUCUCUGCACUGGUUCCAGUCUGUUAGAGAGAAGUAUGUGAAGGAAAUAAGAGCAGUAGCUAAGCAACAGAACGUGCAGUCCACUAAUCAAGAUGAAAAACUGCUGCAGACUAUGAACCUUACCCACAAGCGACUGGAAGUUUGUUUACAGGAAUUUGAACUCCUUUAUUUCUCACUAAGUAGUGCAAGAAUUUUUUUCAGAGCAGAUAAAACUGCAGCAGAAGAAAGCCAAGAAAAGAAAGAAAAAGAAGAAGAAUCUGGUAAAACAAGCAAUGGAGAUCUUUCCAACUCUACGCCUGCAGAGCCUGUUGUGAAAUGACAUGGCUGGUCUGAUUUGCAUCCCCAGAAGUAAGGAAAUCCAGAGCCAAGACAGAACCACAAUCAGCUCUUCCUUUUAUGACCAGACACUGUGAUGGGUGUCUGUAACUAUUAAGUGAUCUUACAGUUCAUGAAUAUGUUGUGCCUAAUUGCAAGUUUCAGCCUCAAUUCUGUAUUUCCUAGCCUUUGUAGGUCUGUUGUACCAUGUGUUGUUCAUACAGUCUUACAUGCCUGAUUAUUAACAAUAAUUGCACUGCAGGCUCAGAAGCUGCUAAACACUGUGAGAACUCUAUAUAACAUCUGUCUAUGCCUGCAAGUAGAGGUUCUAGGUUGUGCAAGAGUUACUCGGAUUCCUAACUUAAGUAGCUAGACUUAGCUUAAAAGAAAACACCACUUUUAUUAAAAUAUACAGGUGUGUUUUAAUCUCCCGGAACAUAACACCCUUCUAGUUCUUACCAGAAUAAACUACUCCAGUCAGUCCAGCUGAGAGAACUACCCUUGGGGGGGUUUUUUGGCACUCUUAAACUGUAUUUUUAGACCAAACUUGCUUUAAUACUUGUUUUAAUGGUUCAAAUUGUUCCACCCACUCUUGGGUCACUGGUUAAAACAAUUCCUGACAUACUUCUGAUUCGCCCUUUCCUACCAGUCACUUCAACAUUCAGACAGCAAGGAUGAAUGUUUUGUCGCAACUGGAAAGACCAGACUGAUACGAACGUUCCAUUUGUUGGUUCUGAGAACGUGACACACAAGCUUCAUGGACUGUUAAAAUCAGCUGGGCUCAUUAAAGUUUUUAUUUUUAAUUCAUUAUAACUGCCCUAAAGAAUGCUGCAUUUGAUUUGUAUUUUUGCUUUUUUACUUUGAUACAGGGGUUUUUUUUUUAAUUUGUGUACACUUUUUUUGACCAAACUGUGCCCGCACUGAAUGCUCAGUAGCACUGCCGAGAUCAGCAUUCUUGCUGCUGCUUCCCAUUCCACUGCAGUUGCUGUGCACAUCCUUCCACAUUUCCUUCUCUGCUGAAGUCACGUAAGUUCGUGGAGUGGAAUGGCCAAGUGCUGCAUUUCCUUCUUCCACAGCAAUGGUAGAAUCACCCAUAGAUGGUGUUCCUUUCCCCAGGAUGGCCUUGCUAGGGAGCUGUGUACAGGCAAGACACAGCCCACACUCUAGUCUGCACCUGUAUUUUCCCUUCUCCAUUUUUUUUCUUUUGGAAAGAUAUUAUCUUGCUAAGGUAAGACUUUGCAGUUGAACAUAACGUGAACUGAGCACUGUCUUCAUGUACGGUGGUUAAUGAAUUCAUGUGGUUCUGGUGAUGGAAAUUCUAGAGGAAAGACAUAGCCUAUUUUUAUAGAUGCCUGUUUAAUCUGGGAGAACUGAAUGUAUACUCCAUGUGGCAAAAAUAUAUACAUACACAAAUGUGUACAGUGAUAAUAGAGCUAUUCUUGCUAAUACAGGACCGUAGUUUGUAUUUCCUUCUUUCUUUUUGUCAUGUAGCAGCACAGACAUGCAAAGAUUUUUCUCAUCUGAAAUCCAAGAUGGGUCCUGGGUUUGGAUGUCACAUGUGACACUGAGUUGCAUUAAAUCCUUUUUUCUCCCCACAAGGAUAUGGAAGGGGGGCAAAAUUCAUGCUGUGGUGCUACUACUCUUUCUGUUGCUUUUGGCCUCCUGUUGCAAUUACAGGAACCAAAUGGACCCUAACUGGUUGUCUGGAGAUGAGACAAUGGAGCUAAAACAAGAAGUCCCCUAAACUAAACCAAACGUGCUCACUCAGAAAUUCCCAGGGUGAUAGAAGUGAUGAUGAUGAAUUUGCUGCAGGGAUAUAAAACAUAUCUAGGGGCUUUUUCCUUCAGGACAGGAUUGGGACAGGCUGAAGGCCAGGCUCUCACCCCCAGCAGGCAGCUGCCACCACUGCCCUCAGGUGUUCAGCCUUGUGCCAAGGCUGCUGGAAGUGGCAGCAGCUGCUCUCCCAGGGGUUGUGGACACCCAGCUCUGUGUCAGCCCUGCACCAAGGGUUUGCAUGGCCCCAGCAGCACCUAACUGCUGCAAACUCCUGGUGCUGAAGGGCACAUUCUACAGGUCCUAAUGCAGCCUGGAACCAGAAGGAAAUUUGAGUUGCAUCAGACGUCCAUCAACAGCUGUUUUCAGCUUCUCAGGUACAAAGGACCAAAUGUAAUACUUAAUGUUUCCUAACUCAUUGUACAAAAGGGUAUUUUAUUACUCCAGUCUCUUUGGUUUGUGAGUAGAGAACAUUAUGUACAUAAAACUGUGUUAAUAAAUGCAAUUUUGAGAACCUCA
Messenger RNA from Sturnus vulgaris (Common starling), 5851 nucleotides. RefSeq names its product WASH complex subunit 4 (gene WASHC4). Gene Ontology annotation, biological process: endosomal transport; endosome organization. The record is from RefSeq and is a predicted model, not a curated record. Lineage: Eukaryota; Metazoa; Chordata; Aves; Passeriformes; Sturnidae. Gene Ontology annotation, cellular component: WASH complex; endosome.